AGGACAAGAAUUGCAGUGAUUACUGCUCCUUUCCUCCCUAGAUGCUACUUGAUGCAGAGAAAGGAAAAGAUUGUUCAGAAUUAAAACAUUGAUUGAGAUGUCGGAUUGUUUGACGGAACUGGCAAAGUCAUAUGUGGAGAAAUUAAUAAAUAGAACAGCAGCAGAAUUAAGGUAUAUUUGUUGCUUCACGUGCAUUGCUAAGGAUUUUGAAGAAGAAAAAACUAGGUUGGAACCAGUAAGAACAACUAUCAAGCAACGCAUUGAUGUGGCAGUCAGAAAUGGGGAAGAUGUUACUGACAUUGCUCGUUUUUGGGAAAAAGAAGCUGAUAGGCUCAUUGAAGAAGACACCAAAGCAGAACAAAAAUGUUUUUUCAAACUUUGUCCUCAUUGUUUUUCAAGAUAUAAAAGAGGAAAAGUACUGGCAAAUGAGAAGGAGUAUAUUAAAAAAUUGAUAGAAGAUGGAAAGACACUUCAAAUUGGACUCCCUGCUAUUCUUCCCGGUGUUGAACUCCAUUCAUCUCAAAACUAUGUGUAUUUUAAAAGUAGAGAAUCAAAAUACAUAGAGCUUUUGAAUGAACUCAAAGAUGACAACAAUUACAUAAUUGGACUGCAAGGAAUGGGAGGCACGGGAAAAACUACAUUGAUCAAGGAAGUGGCUAAGGAACUUGUUAAGCAAUCAUCCCAUUUUACUUAUAGCGUUGUUACAACCGUGUCAUCUUCUCCUGAUAUCAAAAAGAUUCAAGAUGAUAUUGCUGGAUCCUUGGGAUUGAAUUUGGAUAACUGUAAUGGAUCAGAUCGACCCAAAAAAUUAUGGAGCAGAUUAACCAAUGGUGACAAAAUUCUUCUAAUACUGGAUGAUGUGUGGGGCUAUAUCAAUUUUGAUGAAAUAGGGAUUCCAUACAGUGACAAUCGCAAAGGGUGUAGAAUUGUUAUAACCACGCGUGAUGUGCGAGUGUGCAAAAAAUUUGUAUGCAAUAAGACAAUCCAACUAGAUCUCUUAUCUGAAGAAGAUGCAUGGAUCAUGUUCAAAAGGUAUGCCGAUCUAAAUGAAACUUCCAAUAAAAACUUGCUCGACAAGGGUCGUAAAAUCUCAAAUGAAUGCAAAAGGUUGCCUAUUGCCAUUGCUGUUAUUGCCAGUAGUUUGAAAUGUGAACAACGUCAGGAUGAGUGGGAUAUGACCUUAUAUUCCUUGCAAAAGCACAUGUCCAUGCCCGGUGUUGAAGAUGAACGUGUUGAAAUUUAUAAAUGUUUGAAGUUUAGUUAUGAUAAUAUGAAGGAUGAAAAGGAGAAGCAUUUAUUCCUUUUGUGUUCUUUAUUUCGAGAAGACGAAGUUAUUCAUAUUGAAAGCUUAGCUAGACUUGCCAUCGGAGGAGGCCUUUUUGGAGAAGAUUAUGUCAGCUAUGAAAAUGCUCGAAGUCAAGUAGUUAUAUACAAAAAUAAACUCGUAGAUUCUUGUUUAUUGUUGAAAGUUGAUCAUUGGGGAGUGAAAAAGCAUGUCUUGGUGAAAAUGCAUGAUUUGGUUCGCGAUGCAGCUCAGUGGAUAGCGAACGAAGAGAUUCAAACUGUACAAGUGUAUAAUACAAAUCAAAAGGCAAUGGUGGAAAGGAAGAAAAAUAUUAAAUAUUUGUUAUGUGAAGGAAAGGCAAAGGAUGUGUUUUCCAUGAAGCUUGAUGAUUCCAAGCUUGAGGUUCUGAUUGUCAUCAUGUAUCAGAGUGAAAAUUCUCAUACUUUAAUGGGAAUCGAAGUACCAGAUACAUUUUUUGAAAAUAUUAAUGGACUUCGAUUUUUUCAAAUCACUGGUUAUAAUUUUUUUGGAACUCUAUCAUUACCUCAAUCAAUGCAAUCGUUGAAGAAUAUUCGAUCUAUUAUCCUUGAAUAUUUUUUUUUGUGGGACAUUUCUAUCUUGGAAAAUUUGCGAAGUCUCGAAACACUUGAUUUGGUUGGCUGUGUGAUUAAUGAAUUGCCACAUGGAAUUACAAAACUAGAGAAAUUAAGAUUGUUGAAAUUGGAACGGUGUCAGAUUUUAAGGAAUAAUCCAUUUGAAGUGAUUGGAAAAUGCUCAUCACUUGAAGAGUUGUAUUUCAUACAGAGUUUUAAUGAGUUUUGCCGAGAAAUAAAUUUCCCCAAACUGCAAAGGUUUCAUGUAUAUCAUUUUUAUGCUUUUAAUGAUGAUUCAUGGUCAAAGUAUGUGUCUACUGAAUACAGGGAUGAUACUUUCCUAUCUGAGACAACACUCAAGUACUGUAUGCAAGAAGCCGAUAGUCUCAAGCUGAAAAGAAUCCAGGGAGAAUGGAGAAAUAUCAUUCCUGAGAUUAUUCCAUUGGAACAUGGUAUGAAUGAUCUGGUUGAGCUUUCUUUAAGUUGCAUUUCACAAUUUAAGUGCCUCAUUGACAUUAGGCAUACUUAUUCUCCAGUAUCCGAUGUCUUCUCCAAGUUGGUUGUACUAACUUUGAAAAAUAUGGAAAAUUUGGAAGAAUUGUACAAUGGUCCUCUUUCCCUUAACUGUUUUAAGAGUUUAGAGAAGCUAUUUGUCAAUGAUUGCAAACACAUUCGAAGCUUAUUUAAGUGCAACUUAAACUUAUGCAAUCUAAAAGAAGUAUCAUUGGUGGGAUGCCCAAUGUUGAUCUCAAUAUUUGAACUAUCAACUGCUUGUAACCUAGAGUUGCUGGAUAUAACAGACUGUGAGCAUCUUGAAUACAUAAUAGUUGAUGAUGAUAGCAAAAGUCGGGACCAAAUGUUUCUGAAACUGAAAUUUCUUAAAAUCGAGAAGUGUCCAAAAUUUGAAAUAAUACUUCCGUUUGUCUCUGUUGAUGAUCUUCCGGCACUAGAAUCCAUGAUACUGAGAAGUUGUGAUAAGGUGAAAUACAUAUUUGGUCAAGAUGUCAAGCUUGGUUCCCUAAAAUUUAUGGAGCUUCAGUGUGUACCCAAUUUAAUUGACAUAUUUCCAGAAUGUAGUCCUACCAAGUCUUUGUCCAUUAAGAGGUCAUCAUCCAUGCCACCAACACAAUCAGAUCAUAUCAAAUGCAACUUCUUUUCAUUGACUGAUAUGUAUUGUUGUGGGAAGAAAUUCAGGAGUACCACAAGUACUAAAAUCUCAUUGGUUGAUAAGAAUGAGUCGCAAAACAAAUUAAUGGAAUCAAAUUCAUAUUGCCUAGACAUAAAUACAUGGGAGCGUGUUCAAUGUCUUUCAAGACAGUCAAUGUUUUUGUGCAAUGUUAAAGAGAUUGAGUUGACUCAGUUGAAGAAGAUAAAAUCAGUAUUUAUCCUAUCUGUUGCUCCAAAAAUGUUGUUGGAAACUUUGAUAAUCAGGAACUGUGAUGAAUUGAAGCACAUAAUAAUAGAUACUGGAGAUCAUGACAAAGCUGAUGGCAAUAAUUUGUGCAACGUCGUCUUUCCAAAUUUGAAAAGGAUUUCCAUCGAAGAUUGCAUACAAUUAGAAUACAUUUUUGGACACUGCAUUGAUGAUCUUCAAAACCACACAGAGAUUCAUCUUCAUCUUUCUACAUUGGAGUAUUUCUAUCUUUCCAAUCUACCAAGUUUAGUCGCCAUAUGUCCCAAACAAUAUCACAUAACAUGUUCAUCUUUGGAAGAACUUGUACUCGAUAACUGCAUGAAAGUUGCACAUAUGAAGGAACUAAGUGGGAGCAUGGAAAAUUUGCUGACUUUGGAAAGACUUGUGAUAAAAAAGUCCAAUAUAGAAAGUAUGGUUUGUCUUAAUGAAGUAAAAGAACAACGAAUGAACUUAGAUUUGAAACACAUUAACCUGGAGGAUGUUUAUGUCAUGUUGUGUCCUUUUUUGGGUUUCAAAAAUUCUUUUUCCCUCCUGAAUUUAACAAAGGUAGAAAUAGUGCGAUGUGAAAAAUUAGAAAUGAUUUUUUCUAAUUCUAUCUUAAAAUAUCUACCACAACUGAUUUAUCUAUUAAUAAAUGAAUGUGGGGAGUUAAAGCAUAUCAUUGAAGAUGAUUUGGAAAAUCAAAAUGUGUCAAAUUCUUGGUCCUCAAGGACAUGCUUCCCAAAGUUAAAAGUGCUUAUUAUAGAAAAGUGCAAUAAGUUGAAAUAUGUGUUUCCAAACUCCAUAUGUAAAGAGUUUCCUGAGUUACAGGUUCUAAUCAUAAGAGAAGCAGAUGAGCUAGAGGAAAUAUUUAAAACUUGUGAAGGUGAGAGAAUUGAGAAAGUUCAUACUCCAAAUUUGAAAUUUGUAACAAUUGUGAACCUACCAAGCUUCUUCCAGACACAAGGAAUUCUUUUUCAAACAGUACAAUAUCGUUUGGUAAAAGAUUGUCAUGAACUCUCUCUGACUUCAACAUCAAUACCUGGCUUCUUUGAUAUUUUUUCCAAUUCCGACUUCAUAUCAGAGUAUGGAUAUCUUGAUAAUCUGUUUCAUCGAUUAAGAAAUGAGUACGAAAGCAACAAAGAGAGGGAAAUUUUUCCCUCUAAGAUUGACGAUGAAGCAACAUCAGAAUACGAGUUGACAUAUCCACAGAUAAGGGAUGAUUUUGUUGAAGAAGUUCCUAAUUUAGAGAUACCGUCUGUAGCAAUAUUGCCAUCCAAUUCUGAAGAGUUGAUGAACCAACAACAAUCACUUGGAGAAUCUCAUACAAUUUUAGAAACAAAGAAUGAGUCACCUGUUGCUCCUAAGCAAAAGGGUACUGAGAUACUAGUUGAUGAAGGAACUACAUCAAUUAAUGCUAAGACAGUAACAUCCUUAAUUCAUUCAAAAUCACUCCGUUCGUCAUCCGGUCCAUUAGUUACUUCUGAGCAUAAAACAUCUCCACAAGAACAUGAUCCUGGCCAAAUAGACUUACCUUCUUUUUCACAUUCAACAACUGGGCCUCUUACCCUUGAAGAUGUUGAUCUUGGAGACUCACGGGAAACAUCUCAGACUAAUAAUCAAGUCUCUCUAAAUGAUGAUCAUGCUUUGAUGAAAGUAAGUUCACUUAUUGAGGAACAAUUUCCUAAUAAUAACGAAAUAAUAGUAUCAAAAUCUAAGCUCUCUCCUUUUGCAUCUCAGUUUCCUUCAACACCUUCUCAAGGAGUCUCUUCUGAAAUCGUAGAAGAUUUUAGUUCUACUUUGCUUGUCCCGGAGGAACUUGAGCAACUAGUCUUGAAGAAACAUUUGCAUCAUGAGAACUUGUCUUUGUUGACUGAUUUCCUUGUGAAGCAUCCUUCUGUUUUUUUAAGGGACACUUCACUUAGUAAUAGAUAUAAGGGUUGUGCCUACAACUUUCUAGCUGAGCUAUUGAAAUUUCUGCAAACACAUAGUGUGUUGGAUGUGUUAGGCUCAAGUCACUCAGAAUUUGUUGACUUAUUGCAAGACGCACGCAGAUUUCCUUUUGAUAAGGAAUGGUUGGAUUUUGUCGAAAAGCGUGUUUUGUUUCCAGGUUUACAAGUCUCUCAAGCUGCACUGCAAAAGUUGUUGGACUCGAAACACAUCUUAACUGAGCAUGUGAAGGAUCUGAAGCAUCAAUUGGCUUCCUCUGAAGCUGUUUUGGAGAGUAUUGAUGCGCGCUCGCGAAAUGAUGAUAAACAGAGUCGCCACCAAUAUAUUUAUCCCAAAGAGGGAAAGGAAUAUCAGAAAACCUGGAAUAAGGAUAGGAUAAGAAAAGGUCUUGCGACCAAAGAUCGGGUAAGGAGUCGGUUACGCGAGGGGAAGGUACUAGCACCCCUCACGUCUGUGGUACUCCACAGGAUCCACUUAUGUUUGUUCUAUUCUAAGGGUGUAUAAAUCUAAAGCUUAAUUACUAAGGGAAUGCAUGCAAAUG
Vicia villosa (hairy vetch) is the source of this 5762-nucleotide messenger RNA. Its product is annotated as putative disease resistance protein At4g19050. NCBI's taxonomy places the organism in Eukaryota, Viridiplantae, Streptophyta, Magnoliopsida, Fabales, Fabaceae. Bases 98 to 5725 code for a protein of 1875 amino acids. The record is from RefSeq and is a predicted model, not a curated record. The transcript has 11 exons. Gene Ontology annotation, molecular function: ADP binding.